GUCGAGUGUUGGAUAGUCGGAGUUCUUGGAGCAUUUCAUCUAUAACGGAAUUGUUUUGGGGAGUAGUAGACUUUGUGAUUCUGUAUAUCCAGAGCAUCAUUAACCCACAUGUGGCAAGAAGAGGCAAUGUAGCUUCCUCCUUCUCAGGAUAUGAUGAUGGAAGAGGACCUCCUGGAUUUCCUCGCCGUAGAAUGGGUCAAAUAAAACACCUUGGUGGAGGCCCAGCUCCACCACCAAUGGGUGGAGGUGGAUGAGGAAGGUAAACGCCUGCUCUAAGAGGCAGGCAACUGGACAUACAUAUCUGCAAGAUUGAGAAGACCUCUUGAGGGCUGGACCAAAUGAGUCUGCAGGUUGUGAAUAUGUACGUCUAAAUGAAACACUGCUCUGCAAACUAGCAGAACAAUGAAGUUAUGCUGGGAACUCCGUUUUCCAGGAUCCAGUAUAACCGAAAUGCAGUUCUAUUAAAUUAAUUGCACCUAUUUUACCGUGUCUUAAGCCUUUUUGUAUAGUUUGUGA
Messenger RNA from Gekko japonicus, 516 nucleotides. It is a transcript of the gene SELENOK, whose product is annotated as selenoprotein K. The transcript has 4 exons. Gene Ontology annotation, biological process: calcium ion transport; endoplasmic reticulum calcium ion homeostasis. The record is from RefSeq and is a predicted model, not a curated record. The annotation marks the transcript as partial. NCBI's taxonomy places the organism in Eukaryota, Metazoa, Chordata, Lepidosauria, Squamata, Gekkonidae. Gene Ontology annotation, cellular component: endoplasmic reticulum membrane; Golgi apparatus.